AUGCGCAAGUUUUUUCGCGAGUUGGCCUCUGGAGUUCGGUAUUGCCACGCGAACGGCAUUGCUCACCGAGAUUUGAAACCUGAGAACCUGCUGGUCCACAACAGUCGCACUGGUUCCUGUACCUUAAAGAUUGCUGAUUUUGGAUUAUCGGCUGCAUUCGGA
Molecule: messenger RNA, 162 nt
Organism: Phaeodactylum tricornutum CCAP 1055/1
Lineage: Eukaryota; Bacillariophyta; Bacillariophyceae; Surirellales; Neidiaceae
Exons: 1
Biological process (GO): intracellular signal transduction; protein phosphorylation
Molecular function (GO): ATP binding; protein serine/threonine kinase activity
Source: RefSeq, a predicted model, not a curated record